Aethalodelphis obliquidens (Pacific white-sided dolphin) is the source of this 2817-nucleotide messenger RNA. Its product is annotated as arachidonate 15-lipoxygenase B-like. The record is from RefSeq and is a predicted model, not a curated record. The transcript has 14 exons. Gene Ontology annotation, molecular function: protein binding; oxidoreductase activity, acting on single donors with incorporation of molecular oxygen, incorporation of two atoms of oxygen; iron ion binding. Gene Ontology annotation, biological process: lipid oxidation. Lineage: Eukaryota; Metazoa; Chordata; Mammalia; Artiodactyla; Delphinidae. Bases 568 to 2622 code for a protein of 684 amino acids.
UGCGCCACCAGGGAAGCCCUCCACGCUUGAGUUUUAACCUGCAAAAGGGCAAAGACUGGGCCUUGCCUGGGGCCAUACUCACAGCACCCAACAUAAUACCUGGCACAGAGCAGGUUCUCAAAAUUAUUCAUGAAUCAAAUAAAAUAAUGAAGGCAGGCCAAGAAGACUUGUAGAAAGUGGGGAGUUGGUCCUGCCUAGGCUUUUAAAGGCUAAGGAGGCAAAGAAACUAAGAGGGGGACAAACGAACCCAUGAACUCCACUGGAUCCCAACUCCCUCCGGCCCCACCCAUCACUGAAAUGUUCUGUUUCCCAAACCUCAGGACGCCCAGUCCCUCACGUCUCAGAGCACCCCAACCCCCAUCUGCAUCCCUCCCUUCCUGCCUCUCAGCCACGCCCUCUCUGCCCGGAGCCAGCUCUUGCUUUUGGGGGUGGUAAUGGGCCCCGUGGGAACUGAGUUACCUCCACAAGGCCUGGCCAGGGUGGGGCCGUGCCUGUCCCUGGGGGUGAGCCUCUGGGCUGUGCAGUUACGUCGGAUGAGCAGCAGAGAGCCAGACUCCAGCUGUCACCAUGGCUGAGUUCAGUGUGAGGGUAUCCACUGGGGAGGCCUUCGGGGCUGGCACGUGGGACAAAAUGUCUGUCAUCAUCGUGGGGACCGAAGGAGAGACCCUGCCACUGCCCCUGGACCAUUUCGGCAAAGAGUUCAGCGCCGGCGCUGAUACUAAACUUGCCCCCCAGGAGGAGGACUUCAAGGUGACGUGCCCCCAGGACGUGGGCCGGGUGCUGCUGCUGCGCGUACACAAGACUCCCCCCACGCUGCUCCGUCCUUUCUGGCCCCUGGCCUCGGACGCCUGGUUCUGCCGCUGGAUCCAGCUCACGCCGCCCCGGGGCGCCCCCCUCCGCUUCCCCUGCUACCAGUGGCUGGAGGACCAGGGGAGCCUGGUACUGCGGGAAGGGACAGCGAAGAUUUCCUGGGAGGACCGCCACCCCACCCUCCAGCAGCAGCGCCAGGAGGAGCUGCAGGCCAGGCGGGAGACGUACAGCUGGAAGACCUACAUCCCAGGCUGGCCUCGCUGCCUCAACGAGGAGACCAUAAAAAACCUGGACCUCAACAUCAAAUACUCUCUGGCAAAGAACAUCACCUUCUACCUGCGAGGCAGCUCGAUGUUGGCACAUCUGAAACUCAAAGGGCUGCUGGACCGCAAGGGGCUCUGGAAGAGCCUGGAGGAGAUGAGAAGUGUGUUCAACUUCUGGAAGACCCCAGCCGUGGAGUAUGUGUUUGAGCACUGGCAGGAGGAUGCCUUCUUCGCCUACCAGUUCCUGAAUGGCCUCAACCCGGUCCUGAUCCGCCGCUGUCGCCACCUCCCAAAGAACUUCCCUGUCACUGAUGCCAUGGUGGCCCCAGUGUUGGGCCCCGGGACGAGUCUGCAGGCUGAGCUGGAGAAAGGGUCCUUGUUCCUGGUGGAUUACGGCAUCCUCUCUGGCAUCCGCACCAAUGUCAUUAAUAGGAGGCCUCAGUUCUCCGCGGCCCCAAUGACCCUGCUAUACCAGCGCCCAGGGUGUGGGCCCCUGCUGCCCCUCGCCAUCCAGCUCAGCCAGACCCCUGGGCCCGACAGCCCCAUCUUUCUGCCCAGCGACGACAAGUGGGACUGGCUGCUGGCCAAGACGUGGGUGCGCAAUGCUGAGUUCUCCAUCCACGAGGCCCUCACACACCUGUUACAGGUACACCUGGUGACCGAGGUCUUCACCCUGGCUACGCUGCGCCAGCUGCCUCACUGCCACCCACUCUUCAAGCUGCUGAUCCCACACACACGGUACACCCUGCACAUCAACACGCUGGCCCGUGAGCUACUCAUUGCCCCUGGGAAGGUGGUGGACAGGUCCACAGGCCUUGGCAUUGAAGGUUUCUCUGAGCUGAUACAGAGGUACAUGGAACAGCUGAACUAUUCCGUCCUGUGUCUGCCUGAGGAUAUCCGGGCCCGAGGAGUUGAAGACAUCCCAGGCUACUACUACCGGGAUGAUGGGAUGCAGAUCUGGGGUGCAGUGGAAUGCUUUGUCUCCGAAAUGAUCGGCAUCUACUACCUGAGCGAUGAGUCUGUCCGCGAUGACAGUGAACUCCAGGCCUGGGUGUGGGAGAUCUUCUCCGAGGGCUUCCUAGGCCGGGAGAGCUCAGGCGUACCCUCCUCCCUGGGGACACGGGAAGCCCUGAUACAGUAUGUCACUAUGGUGAUAUUCACCUGCUCGGCCAAGCAUUCCGCUGUCGGUACAGGGCAGUUUGACUUCAGUGCCUGGAUGCCCAACCUGCCACCUACCAUGCAGCUGCCACCGCCCACCUCUAAAGGCCAGGCAAGCCCGGAGAGGUUCAUAGCCACCCUCCCACCAGUCAAUGCCACAUGUGAUGUCAUCGUUGCCCUCUGGGCACUGAGCAAGGAGCCUGGAGACAGACGGUCCCUGGGCACCUACCCGGACGAACACUUCACGGAGGCGGCCCCGUGCUGGAGCAUCGCGGCCUUCCAGAGCCGCCUGGCUCAGAUCUCGCGAGACAUCCAGGAGAGAAACCAGGACCUGGAGCUCCCCUACACCUACCUGGACCCUCCCAUCAUUGAGAACAGCGUCUCCAUCUAAAUCCCCUGGGGAAAAGGGCCCCACAUGACAUCCCUUUGACCCCAUAGCUCUAGGCUACCUGCCACCCAGAGAAAAGGACUCCCCAGAAAACCAGGCCCCCAUAUGCCCCUGCUGGGUCUGGUGUAACUCAUCCCCAAUACACCGCAAAACAGAAACAAAAAAAAACCCCAGAGAAUAAAAGCUCAUUGGACGGCA